GGGCCGAGCGCAACCGCGGCACCGCCCUAAGCUCCGGAAUCCGGAGCUCGUCUCGGACGGUGGGCUCUGCCCAGCGGCCUCCCGGCUGCCAGUCCUCUCCGCCACCCAAUGUGGUACCCCUUCUGGCCGGGUUCCUCCCCUCGGUCCCCUUCGGCGCUAAGCGGGCUGUGGGGACGGCGAGUCCCUUGGAGAGCGCUGGGCCUUCAGCCGCACUGGUGAAGGCCUCUGCUGAGAUGCUUUGGUCGGUCGGCCUGGGCGGGAAGUAGCCCAGUGAGGGGGCCAGGCGGCUGCUGGACGGCUGAGAGACCUGCGGUGGCUGCAGGGCGGGGAGAGGUGGUCAGACGUGGGGCGCGUUUGGAAGAUGGACUGGCGACUGCAAGGACUUUGGCUGGAGCAGCGGGCUGGUGUGCUGUCUUCUGAGAGCGGGGCCGCUGUAAAGCAACAGGGGUGCUCGGGGUGCUGAGCUGCCUUUGAGAAGCCAAGUGAACACCUAGAUGGACAGCUGGCAGCCCGGCCUGGCCGCUGGGGGAGCUGGGGCUCAGCACUGCGAAGGGGUGCCACCCUAAAAAGACAAAAGGAAAAAAAAAAAAAGAGGGAUGGGUGACAUCCAGCCGUGGAAUGAAGACAUGCUGUGUAGCCAGAGGAAACGUACAGAGACAGGAGCCCAGCUGUGUUCUUGCGAGAUGUUGAAACCAAAGCCAGAGCAAAACCGUCAGAGCAGCCAGAGGGGAAAGGACCUGUUACCCUCAGAGCAUGAAAUAGCAAGAAAGCACUGACGUUCCAGCAGAAGCAGCUGGAACAGCCGACGAGGAAAGAACCGCAGGCGGACCUUGGCAGCCGAGACGUCUCAACCCAGCAAAAGGCCCUGCAGCCCCUGUUCACCCCGCAGGGAGGAUGCGAGCUCCAGGGCAGCCUACAAAGAGCCUGGGGAUGCCCCUCGAACCACGAAGCCGGCCACGCAGCGCACUACAAGCCACGCCUGCAACUUCAUGUCCCAUGAGAAGUGCCUGAAGCACGUGAGGACGCCCUGCGCCAGCGUGGCGCCCAGCCUUGUCCACGUCCCGGUGGCCCACUGCUUCGGGCCCCGGGGGCUCUACAAGCGCAAGUUUUGCGGGGUGUGCCGAAAGGGCCUGGAGGUGCCUGGGCUUCGCUGUGAAGUGUGUGAGCUGCACGUUCACCUCGACUGUGUGCCCUUCGCCUGCAGCGACUGCCGCCAGUGCCACCGGGACGGGCACCGGGACCACGACUUGCGUCUCCACCACUGGCGGGAGGGGAACCUGCCCUCGGGCGCGCGCUGCGAGGUCUGCCGGAAAACCUGCGGUUCGUCCGACGUGCUGGCCGGCUUGCGCUGCGAGUGGUGCGGCGUCCAGGCCCACUCCGUCUGCUCUACGGCUCUCGCCCCCGAGUGCACUUUCGGGCGCCUGCGCACCAUGGUCCUGCCCCCAGCGUGCGUGCGCCUACUAUCCCGCAACUUCAGCAAGAUGCACUGCUUUCGUAUCUCCGAGAGCGCGACCCCGGAGCCGGGUGAGGGAGAAGACAGCGCGGACGCGAGCGCCCCCGCCGGCCCAGGGAGAGAGGUGGUGGUGCCAGAGUCCAGCAAGCAGACCCUGAAGAUAUUUGACGGCAACGACUCCGUGCUGCGAAACCAUUCUCGUGUCAUCACUGUCCCCCGACAGGCCAGGAACCAGGAGGUGCUGGAGGCCGCGCUGCGGGCCUAUUACAUCACGGAGGAUCCUCAGCACUUCCAGCUGCAGGCAGUCCCCCAGCCUGCACAGGCUGUUGACCUCGGGGCCCUAGGAAGGUUCUGGAGUGGCGAGACCGUCGAAGAGGAGGGCAGCAGAGGCCCAGGGGCCCGAGAUGGUGCUGAGGCCUGGAUCAUUCGUGCUCGGCCCCGCACCCAGGAGGUUCUGAAGAUCUACCCUGCCUGGCUCAAGGUGGGCGUGGCCUACGUGUCCAUCCGCGUGACGCCCCAGAGCACUGCCCGGACCGUGGUGCAGGAGGUUCUUCCGCUGCUUGGCUGCCAGGACGAGGGGCCCGAGAGCUUCCAGCUGGUGGAGGCGCUCAUGGGCAGCCGGCAAGUCCAGCGCACGGUGCUGGCGGCCGAAGAGCCCUUGCUUGACCGGCUUCAUGAUAUCCGGCAGACGUCCCUGCGGCAGAUGGGCCAGACGAGGUUCUACGUGGCUGAGAACAGAGCGGUGGCCCCACGUGUCUCUCUCUUCGUGGGUGGUCUGCCUCCUGGCCUGUCCCUCCAGGAGUACAGCAGUCUGCUGGACGAGGCUGUGGCCAGCAAAGCUGGCCUGGUGUCUGUCAGCCACGUCUACUCCACGCAAGGUGCGGUGGUGCUGGACGUGGCCUGCUUUGCGGAGGCCGAGCGGCUGUACAUGCUGGUCAGGGACACGUCUGUGCACGGCCGGCUGCUGACCGCCCUGGUGCUCCCGGAUGUGCUGCACACAAAGUUGCCCCCAGACUGCCGCCCCCUCCUCGUGUUUGUGAACCCCAAAAGUGGAGGCCUCAAGGGCCGGGACCUGCUCUGCAGUUUCCGGAAGCUGCUCAACCCUCACCAGGUCUUUGAGCUGACCAACGGGGGGCCUCUGCCCGGGUUCCACGUGUUCUCCCAGGUGCCCUGCUUCCGGGUGCUGGUGUGUGGUGGGGACGGCACCGUGGGCUGGGUGCUCGCCGCCCUGGAAGAGAUGCGACACCGGCUGGCCUGCCCAGAGCCUGCUGUGGCCAUUUUGCCCCUGGGCACAGGGAAUGACCUUGGCCGGGUCCUCCGCUGGGGGGCGGGCUACAGUGGAGAGGACCCAUUCUCCGUGCUGGUGUCUGUGGACGAGGCUGAUGCUGUGCUCAUGGACCGCUGGACCAUCCUGCUGGAUGCUCACGAGACUGGCAGUGGGGAGGAUGGCGUGGCAGACACAGAGCCCCCCAAGGUUGUGCAGAUGAGUAACUACUGUGGGAUUGGCAUCGACGCAGAGCUAAGCCUGGACUUCCACCAGGCGCGGGAGGAAGAGCCCGGCAAGUUCACGAGCAGGUUCCACAACAAGGGCGUGUACGUGCGGGUCGGACUGCAGAAGAUCAGCCACUCCCGCAGCCUGCACAGGGAGAUCCGGCUGCAGGUGGAGCGGCGGGAGGUGGAGCUGCCCAGCAUCGAGGGGCUCAUCUUCAUCAACAUCCCCAGCUGGGGCUCGGGGGCCGACCUGUGGGGCUCCGACAGUGACUCGAGGUUUGAGAAGCCGCGCAUGGACGACGGGCUGCUGGAGGUGGUGGGGGUGACAGGUGUCAUGCACAUGGGCCAGGUCCAGGGUGGGCUGCGCUCUGGCAUCCGCAUCGCCCAGGGAGCCUACUUCCGUGUCACCCUCCUCAAGGCCACACCCGUGCAGGUGGACGGCGAGCCCUGGGUCCAGGCUCCUGGGCACAUGAUCAUCUCAGCCGCAGGCCCGAAAGUGCACAUGCUCAGGAAGGCCAAGCAGAAACCCAAGAAGACCGGGACGCCCAAGGAUGCGCGGGCAGAGGGCACGCCCGCCCCCGAGGGAGACUCCAAAUAGAGGCAGCCCUACAGCAACACCUGGGACAGAUGACUUGGCCCCAGCCCUGACCUCAGGCCUUCCCCACAUGUCCUCACGCCUGUGUCACACAGAGACAGCUGGGUGGGCACUGGGCUCCUGGGGGCCCAGGCCACCGUGUCCUUUCAUCACCUCUGAGCCCUGUGAGCUAGGAAGUGCUGGACCUCAUCUCAUACCCCUUAGGUGGUACCCCCGGAUGCCUCCGCAGGGCAGGCGGCCCUCUGGGCCCCGGCUGUGCCCAGACACGGACAGGGCACCCUAGCCACUAGCUCCUCGAACCUCACCUCAUCGCCGAGGGCCAGGGGGCAGGGGGGAGUCUGGCCAGGCUGGGUCCUGAGCUGGGAUGUGGCCCUGCAGAGAGGAGGGCCCGGAGGAAGCCAGGUGGGCCAGGCCACCCUCCUGGAGAGGCAGCAGGGGCAGGCCCGGCCGAGCCCGGAGGCUGAGAGGAGUGUGAGCAGGGAGCAGCUUUAAUGACCAAGGUCGACACAGUGCUUUGCCCCUACCUGCCACGUCAGUGUCCGGUUCUGUCUGCUUGGCAGAUGGGACCUGUGUGGUCCCAGUGCUUGUCCACGUGGAAACUCAGGUCAUGGGAUGAAGCCAUGGCUGCCAGGGCCCCUACACCAAGCUCCCGAACGCAGCUGGCCCAGACCCUGGAGGGAACUGACCCCCGUCGAGCAAGCUGCUGCGAAUCCCCCGAGGCCUGGAAGAGGGUCCAUGAGUCCAUCCCUCCCCCGACCAUCCUGGUCCUCUGCCACCCUGGGUGGUGGCUUGGCCCUGACACUUGGCCUCAGACAUGGCCCGGCCAGCUUGUGCCCCAAAUGCCCAGACCCGUGCAUCUUAACAGCACCCACCCCCAGUGGCCGACUCGCACCCCUUGUGCCCACCCGCAGAGUAGAGCCAGCUCGCGUCUGCUCUGCGGCCCGCUGGUUGACAGGAACUGUCCGUGAAUUGGGUCUGGGAGGACGUGGCCUCGAACUGAGCGAGGCUGCGCCCGGAGUGGCUGCAAGGGCGCCCGCCCUCCCUCCUGUGUGACUUCCCACUGCGUGAAGAUGGCCGCGAUUGCCAUCUGGGACAAAUACAGUCUGGGCACCCUG
Phacochoerus africanus (Common warthog) is the source of this 4654-nucleotide messenger RNA. RefSeq names its product diacylglycerol kinase theta (gene DGKQ). The transcript has 25 exons. NCBI's taxonomy places the organism in Eukaryota, Metazoa, Chordata, Mammalia, Artiodactyla, Suidae. Bases 990 to 3542 code for a protein of 850 amino acids. Gene Ontology annotation, biological process: intracellular signal transduction; lipid phosphorylation; diacylglycerol metabolic process. Gene Ontology annotation, molecular function: ATP-dependent diacylglycerol kinase activity. The record is from RefSeq and is a predicted model, not a curated record.